ACCAAAACCACAGGUACGUAAGUAGUAGUCCGAACGUAAACGUAGUAGGAGCAGCCAAAGCCAUGGCUGUCGCGGCUCACCGUCGUGGCGCACUGGCGGUGGCGCUGGUGGCGUUGAUGGCGGCAGUCGGUCCGGCGGGCGCGGACUACGCGGCGGACAGCAAGCUGUGCGCGGACAAGCUGGCCGUGCUGGCGACGUGCCUGCCGUUCGUUGAGGCGACGGCGACGGCGCGCGCGCCGACGCCGGACUGCUGCGUCGGGCUCCGGGAGGUCCUGGGCGGCAGCAAGACGUGCCUGUGCGUGCUGAUCAAGGACCGCGACGACCCGGCCCUCGGGAUCAAGGCCAACGUCACCCGCGCCAUGGACCUCCCCUCCGCCUGCUCCGUCCCCGCCGUCCUCUCCGACUGCCCCAAGCUUCUUCACAUCUCGCCGGACUCCAAGGAGGCGGACAUCUUCAAGCAGUAUGCGCUUCACAAGGGGAAGAACGCCACCGCCGUUGCAGGGACUGCCGGCGGGAAGAGCGCCGACGCGGUGUAUGGUGAAGGGAGGCACACGACGGUCGUCUUUGCCGUCGUCGUGUCGGCGCUGCUUGCCUCCCUCUUUGUUCUCGCAUGAUAAUAUGCUGGAUGCAAUGCAUCCAGAGGGAACAAGCUACGCUAGCGAGGGCCAUAAGUUUGCUGAAACAGAGGGUUUAUUGGUUGAUUGCUGUCAUGCUCUGUGUAGUGAGUGGAUUCUCAAAGGGAAAAUAAUGAUAUGUGGUGAGUAAAUCCACUGUCUGAUAAGUUGGUCUUGCAAAUUAUUCUGAACAAAAAAGAGUUAUUGUUGCAACUAGCAACUCUCCUGCCGAAAUUCGAUGUCCUAUAGUUGAUUAUGGCCGAGCUUGGGUUUCUCCCCCUUUUCAGCUGAA
Messenger RNA from Hordeum vulgare subsp. vulgare (domesticated barley), 906 nucleotides. RefSeq names its product non-specific lipid transfer protein GPI-anchored 13-like. NCBI's taxonomy places the organism in Eukaryota, Viridiplantae, Streptophyta, Magnoliopsida, Poales, Poaceae. Bases 63 to 614 code for a protein of 183 amino acids. The transcript is spliced from 3 exons. The record is from RefSeq and is a predicted model, not a curated record.